Engraulis encrasicolus (European anchovy) is the source of this 6553-nucleotide messenger RNA. It is a transcript of the gene hip1, whose product is annotated as huntingtin interacting protein 1. Gene Ontology annotation, cellular component: presynapse; clathrin-coated vesicle; actin cortical patch. The transcript is spliced from 31 exons. Lineage: Eukaryota; Metazoa; Chordata; Actinopteri; Clupeiformes; Engraulidae. The coding region runs from base 277 to 3420 and encodes 1047 amino acids. Gene Ontology annotation, biological process: clathrin coat assembly; actin filament organization; endocytosis. Gene Ontology annotation, molecular function: phosphatidylinositol-3,4-bisphosphate binding; actin filament binding; clathrin-cargo adaptor activity. The record is from RefSeq and is a predicted model, not a curated record.
UCGUCAGUACAUAUGACCACGGAGCACCCAUCCAGAAGAUAGUUUGUAGAUCAGUGCCUGUGAGUAAAUGCACAUACAGUUCGUGCGUUUUAGACAUGAGCAGUGUUUAGCAGAGGUUGCGUUGUUGGGCGGUGCAGAGAGAGAAAAAAUGACCUCCUUUGAUUUUGGCGAAGGCAUGGGAUAUUCGUGGAUACAUAUAGCCUAAUGUAACUGUAUUCGUUGGCGUCUGGCGAUUUCACUACCAACUGGUUCAUACGUUUCGACGCCAGUACCAAAAUGGAUCGAGUAAAGAGUUCUAUGCAGCAAGUACCGAACCCAAUUCCCAAAGUUCUCAGCCGUCGGACUGGUGCUGCGAAUAGUUUGGAACUUGAGAAGGAGAACUUUGAGCGAAGUCAGGCUGUGAGCAUCAACAAGGCCAUUAACACACAAGAGGUCGCCGUCAAAGAGAAGCAUGCAAGGACAUGCAUCCUGGGCACCCACCACGAGAAGGGCGCUCACACCUUCUGGGCGGCCGUCAACCGCCUCCCGCUGUCCAGCAACGCCGUGCUCUGCUGGAAGUUCUGCCACGUCUUCCACAAGAUUCUGAGAGAUGGCCACCCCAACGUGAUAAAGGACUCGAUGAGGAACAAGGCGGACCUCACAGACAUGAGCAGGAUGUGGGGCCAUUUGAGUGAAGGUUAUGGAAAGCUGUGCAGCAUCUACCUCAAACUGCUCAUCACCAAAAUGGAGUUCCACAUCAAAAACCCCCGUUUCCCCGGCAACCUUCAGAUGUCAAACAGACAGCUCGACGAGGUGGGAGAGAACGACGUCAACAACUUUUUCCAGAUGACUGUUGAGAUGUUUGACUACCUGGAGUGUGAGCUCAACCUGUUCCUGGCAGUCUUCAGUUCUCUGGACAUGUCUCGUUCGGUGUCGGUGACGGCGGCUGGUCAGUGUCGUCUGGCUCCUCUUAUCCAGGUGAUCCUGGACUGCAGCCACCUGUACGACUACACCGUCAAGCUGCUCUUCAAGCUGCACUCCUGCUUGCCAGCAGACACACUGCAGGGCCACAGGGAUCGCUUCCAGGAGCAGUUUAAGAAGUUGAAGAGUCUGUUCUACCGCUCCAGCAACCUGCAGUACUUUAAAAGACUCAUCCAGAUCCCCCAGCUGCCUGAGAAUCCUCCAAACUUCCUGCGGGCGUCGGCCCUGUCGGAGCACAUCAGCCCCGUGGUGGUGAUCCCCGCGGAGUCUUCCUCGCCGGAGAGCGAACACGUGGUGGAGACGGAAGACCUGGUGGACACAGACAUACCCCCACAGGCUGCCGUGGAGACCAGGUUUGACGAUCUCUUCGGGGCUGCUACGGACCCUUUCAACUUCAACAGCCAGAAUGGCAUGCGCAAAGACGACAAGGAUCGUCUCAUCGAGCAGCUCUCAGCAGAGAUCCAGGCCCUGAAGGAGGAGCUGGAGACCUUCAGGCUGGAGAGCGGGCGUCUGUGCCAGGCGCUGCGUGGGCGCGUGAGUGAGCUGGAGGCGGAGCUGGCGGAGCAGAGCCACCUGAAGCAGCAGGCGCUGGGGGAGAGCGAGUUCCUGCGCGCCGAGCUGGACGACCUGCGCCGCGUCAAGGAGGACACCGAGAAGGAGCAGCGUAGCCUCACCGAGAUCGAGAAGAAGGCCCAGGCCAAUGAGCAGCGCUACACCAAGCUGAAGGAGAAAUACACGGAACUGGUGCAGAGUCAUGCUGACCUGCUGAGAAAGAAUGCGGAGGUGACGCGGCAGAUGACGGUGGCGCGGGCGGCUCAGGACGAGGUGGAGAGCGUGAGGAGAGAGAUGCAGGAGCAGGUGAAGGCAGCCCAGGACGCCACUGAGCAACAGGAGAAGGCCCAGCUUGAGCAGCUCCAGGCCCUGCAGGCAGAGCUGCACUCUAGCAGGACCGAGCUGGACACCCUCAAGAGCACCAUGGCCUCCUCACAACAGUCGAGUGAGGAAUUGAGUACGCAGCUGACAGCGCUGGAGUCUGAAAAGGCAGAGCUUGCAGAGUCUGUGGCCAGUAAGGAGGCGGAGCUGGCCAGUGUGGGGGCGGAGCUUGAGCGCGUGCAGAACAGCCUGACCACCGAGAGGGAGAGCGGAGUGAAAGCCGCCGAGGCUCUCCAGAACCAACUCAAUGAAAAGGAGAGUCGGGAGCAGGAGCUGGAGUGUCAGCUGGAGGCGUUGCGCUGGGGAGCCCUGCAGGGGGCGCUGGAGGAGGCCAGCCACAUCAUCCAGGACUCACUCACACAGAUAGACGACCCAUCACACAUCAGCUGCACCAGCUCGGCCGACUACCUUCUGUCCAGGUGCCAGGCAGCACUGGAAUGCGUGGGGCGUCUGCAGACGGCCAGGGAUGGUUUCCAGGCCGACAGUGCAGAGGUGUCGAAGCUGGUGCAAGCCGUCACCCAGUUCGCCCACCUGGUGGGGGACACCAUCGUCCAAGGCAGCGCCACCUCACACAUGGUGCCCGUCGACCAGGCAGAUGUCCUGUCGAGUAGUGUGAAGGCGUGUGGUGCGGAGGCUCUCUCCCUGCUGUCCCAGCUGCAGGAUCGGGAGGCUCUGGCCACCGCCGACAGCAGCAAGCUCCAGGAGGCACUGGAGGGGAUCAAGGCCACCGCAGAGAAGUUGCGUCCGCGUGGUCUGGAGCUGCAGCAGGGGGAGCUGGGGGAUCUGGUGGAGCAGGAGAUGGCCGCCGCAUCACAGGCCGUAGAGUCAGCCGCCUCCAGGAUAGAGGAAAUGCUGAGCAAAUCUCGGGCGGUUGACACUGGAAUCAAAAUGGAAGUCAACGAAAGGAUACUGGGCUCCUGUACAGACCUGAUGGAGGCUAUUAAGGUGCUGGUGUUGUCCUCCAAAGACCUCCAGAGGGACAUCGUGGAGAGCGGCCGGGGCGCCGCCACCAUGAAGGAGUUCUACGCCAAGAACUCCCGCUGGACUGAGGGCCUCAUCUCCGCCUCCAAGGCCGUGGGCUGGGGAGCCACCGUGCUGGUGGAUGCGGCAGACAUGGUGGUGCAGGGCAAAGGCAAGUUUGAGGAGCUGAUGGUGUGUUCACACGAGAUCGCAGCCAGCACUGCCCAGCUCGUCGCAGCAUCCAAGGUGAAGGCAGACAAGGAUAACGCCAACCUAGCUCGUCUGCAGCAGGCCUCCAGAGGGGUCACCCAGGCCACUGCAGGUGUUGUGGCAUCCACCAAGUCUGGCAAAUCUCAGAUUGAAGAGACCGACACCAUGGACUUCUCCAGCUCCAGUCUGACCCUCACGCAGAUCAAGAGACAAGAGAUGGACGCACAGGUGCUGGUCCUGGAGCUGGAGACGCGUCUGCAGAAGGAGAGGGAGCGGCUGGGGGAGCUGAGGAAGAAACACUACGAGCUGGCCGGAGUAGCGGAGGGAUGGGGGGAGGGGGAGGAGGGAACAGGUUGAGGCCUGCCACACAACAGCAGCUAUUUCAAGGAUGGACUUCUCUCUCUCUCUCCUCUUCUCCUCCCUUCUUUUUCCCUUUCUCUGUCUUUCUAUCUCUCUCUCUGUUCAUCUGUUCUGCUCACCCACUUUCCUCUCCUCUUCUGUUCACGCAUCUCAACACCAGAAGUAUUCUCCUCUUAUCUUCACUUCCAGUCUUCUCAUUGCAAUGCAAAGCCAAAUAAAACGGUGCUUUUUGGAUACCACACAGACACACACACACACACACACACACACACACACACACACACACACACACACACACACACACACACACACACACACACACACACACACACACACACACACACAGGGCCGCCGACAACUUUCGCCGGGCCCGGGGCAAAGUCAUCUGAAAGGGCCUCUACCCAAUACAUACAAUGUAUGUCCCUGGGCCCAGGACAACAAACCCAUUUGUUCCCCCUUUGCCGGCGGGCCUGCACAAACACACACACACACACACGCACACACACACACACACACCCUUCUCCUUUCCCCUGCCGCCCAGGAGAUGGGGCACUUCCAUGAGGGAAGCAACAAAAGACGGCCAAGAGAGUAGUGGGCCGCGGCAGGACAGGACAGAACAGGAGCCCGCUCUACUCUAAACCGUCACGGGACACAGACUUCCAGACUACCAGAGACUGCGGGCUUGCUGAGUCGACACCUUAUCUGUAUUUAUUCGAGGAUUUCUUUUCUUCUUCUGCCCCUGAUCCUCUGACGUGUGUUUGGAGGUCUUCAGUGUGAACCAAUAAUCUUCUAACCCCCACCCCCCAAGCACCUGUAUUCCUUACCCAGGCCUAACAACGACCCCUCACCCCCUCAACUCUGACCUCUCUCGUGACCCCCAAACUACAGGCUCGUCCAUCAGCGAUGACUAUAUAUGUCAGUCCGUCAGCGAUGGCUGGCUGACGACACGGUGCACAAAGUUGGGGAGUCUACUCUACACUGAGACCCUGACGGAUCCUCCAUUUUGGAUGCUACAGUACACACAUAAAGUGCUUCACACAACGACAACCACAGCGGUUACCCCACGUCUGGUGUCUGUCUCUGUGUCCCCCUUUCUUACCGGACCCAGAAAAGGGAAAAUACAUUUUUUAAAAGAAAAAGGGGAACGAGAGGGUGCUGGAGAAGACCCAUGGAUGGUAGUCUCUCCCACCCCCAAGACUUAUUACAAUAUUGCACUGUUUUUGUUUCUGCUCUUUUUACCGGGCUGAACCAUUAGAAGCCUUCCCGAUUCGGCUUUGCUACACAUUGGACCAUGCUCAUUAUUUCCGCAGACACACACACACACACACACACACACAACAGUGGCCUUGCUUUGGACUCUACGGACUCUGCAGACAGAGAGCAAGAGAGAGACAUGAGCCAAUGUGUUAGAUGCAUCCACGACGUGUCAGAUGCCUCUGCAGUACACACACACACACACACACACACACACACACACACACACACACACACACACACACACACACACACACACACACACACACACACACACACACACACACACACACACACACACACACACACACACACACACACACGUGACCCACUAUGGACUUCAGUUUACGGUCAGCUAUGACGCGAUGACCUAAUGGACACGCAUAGUCUCCUUGUGUUGGAGCUCUUGAUUUGUCUGUCUUCUCUCUUUCUUUACUUCUCUCUCUCUCUCUCUCUCUGUCUCUGUCUCUCUCUCUUUCUCGCGUUCUCUCUCACACACAUACACACACACACACACACACACUCUUCCUUUGUAAUACAUGUUAUCUGUGUGUGCAAUGAUUGACUUAAAAAACUAACGUGACAUGAGAUGAGAUGAUCCAUGCUACACAACACAACGCCAGGCUAUGACUUUAUAUGAACAGAUAUCUUGGUUGGCUUUUAUGUUUUUUUGUUCGUUUGUUUGUUUUGAAAAAAAAAUAUAGUGGUUCUUCUUCACUUCUACUCUUUCUUGACUUGGCUCUGGGAUGACGUAUUAGAGCCCUUUAACUACACUGUUCAUUUUUCUCAGUCCACAAUAAUAUGGCAGACUGGAGGUCACACGCAUUUCCUCGAAAGGUUGAGGGGGGAGGAAGAAGUCCAUGACUAAGCUAAGAUAUGACUGUUUGUUGAUGACUUGUCAUUUCUGUCUUGCCAGUAUUGAUGGGUGGACUGGGUAGGGGGGUCAUGCAGUAGGCCUACUCACAGUCAAAGACGGGUUGCCUUAGUAACGGAAGAGCUUGGAGUGUGUUUCCCCAACACCACAAUUGCUAACCAGUUAGCAGCAUCGCUAACAACAACAACAGGCUCUUUUCCACUGCCGGUUUGCUGGUAGGUCUACAGCUCGAUACAGCAGGACUCGGCCGCCACUUUUUGCUUUUCAAUUGGGCACGACACGGCUCAAUCGAAAAAACAAAAAAGUGACAGUAGAGUCGCGCUGUGUCGAGCUGUAGGCCUACCAGAAAACUGGCAGUGGAAAAGUGCCCUAAAGUAAGCUAAGGGCGUUAGCAACCAUGGUGUUGGAAAAGCCCUCCUGGUUCACGGAAGACUGUUAAUGUUGGGACAGAAGACUGUUAAUGGGGAUAUGAAAGACUGAUUGAAUUCAUGAAUUGGAGGAUAUUUGAUGUGCAGCAAGCAAGCAGGCACAAACUCCUGAAACAUCCUUAGCAACACUAAGGGAAGUAGUUCAUGGAUUCAGUAUAUGAGGAAUGUUUUAUUUUCUUUUUAAUUUGAGAGUGAGAGGAAUAAAGAGCUGGCAUCUGUCUUCUUCAUAGCACUCUACUUCUAAUUUUGCCUACAGACAACACACACACACACAUACACACACACACACACACACACACACACACACACACACACACACACACACACACACACACACACACACACACACACACAUACACACACUAGGGUUGCCAAUGGAAAAAAUCUGGGACGCUUCAUUGAGGCAGGGGUCUGGGGUUCCUCCCCCAGAAAAUGUACAUGUAGAUGUAAUUUCCUGCAUUUUAACAUACUGUGUCCCGUUUCAGCUCAACAUGGAGCCCGUACUUUUAUCGCUAAACACGGGACGAUUCCCCAUUUUAAGGGACCAUUGGUAACCCUAACACACACGCACACA